Molecule: messenger RNA, 1647 nt
Organism: Phragmites australis (common reed)
Lineage: Eukaryota; Viridiplantae; Streptophyta; Magnoliopsida; Poales; Poaceae
Product: peptidyl-prolyl cis-trans isomerase CYP28, chloroplastic
Exons: 4
Coding region: 476-1459 (327 amino acids)
Biological process (GO): protein peptidyl-prolyl isomerization
Cellular component (GO): chloroplast
Molecular function (GO): peptidyl-prolyl cis-trans isomerase activity
Source: RefSeq, a predicted model, not a curated record
CCCGAUCGCCCACCAUCUCCUACUGUAGAGUCCCACUCGCUCCACUCCAGGUGUCACGAGGCUUAGCUCCUCCUGCAUAACGCCUCCGCUCCCGCCCUCUGCCUUAUCCUCCACCCGCCGCUCCUCCCACGGUCUAGCGGGCGUGGAGAUCCUCCCGGGCGAGGACCCAUUCAUUCCUGAGCUGUAUUGGUAGUAGAACUUCACAUGCAAGAAUGAAGAAUCCUUGAUUGCCAAGAUUGAAUUGCAAGAAAGCAUGACAAACUAUGAAUGUCUUUGGCCACUUUAAUGUAUGGAGCGUAUUGAUAGACAAAAAAUUUAGGUAAGAGCAACCUUUAGCAUGAUGGCAUAAAUACAAGAUGGCUUUGAUGGUACACUUUGGGCUGAAAAGGAAACAAAUAUUAGCACCAGUGCAAUUAGAUUGUCUACCACAGUUUCGUUGGAAGGACCAAAACUAAAGCAUUCACCUUUGAGCAGUAUGGCAUUGCCUUCAUCAAGCGUCAGAGCUGCAUCCUCCACGGUUUACCAUGUCUCUCUUAGCAGCCUCCACCACCACCCCAACAGCCACCAUGCAUGUUUUCCUCCCUCAAAAACAAACCAUGACAAUACCCAUAAAUACAUCAAGCCACACAAAAUUUCUAGAAGGUCUCUCUUCUUCCUACCUUCCUCCUUUCUUCUCCUCCACACUUCCUCCUCCUUUGCCAUAGACGACGCAAACACCCCAUCCACCUCAACAAUUGACACCACAAUCACAGAUCGCAUCUUUAUGGACUUCAGUGUCUGUCCGAGCUACUUUCGCUCUGACCGCCCUUUAGGAGCUGAGCUUUCUUCAUGCCCUGAUUCUGAGCCUCUUGGUCGUGUAGUCUUUGGUCUCUAUGGUCGUCUUCUCCCUGUUACUACUGCCAAUUUCAAAGCUACUUGCACUUCAGCUGCAUACCGGGGCACACUUAUCCACAAGCUCCUCCAGGGACAGUUCUUUGCUGCUGGCCGCCAAGGUUCACGGCGUGAUAAGGGUGAGGUCCAGCCUCCCUCAGGCCUUGUUAGGAACUCCGAGACUGUUGACCCUAAAGCAUUUGAACUGAGGCAUGCAAGGCCUGGAACCCUCUCCUUGUGCCUUGGACAGAAUGAUGACGAUGAUGACAUCAAGCUCAACCCCAAUUAUCACAAUGUUGAAUUCUUGGUUACUACAGGGCCAGGACCCUGCCCAGAGCUUGAUGGCCAGAACAUUGUCUUUGGAACUGUACUGGAAGGAAUGGAUGUUAUCACCAGCAUCGCAACCAUACCUACCUACAAACCAGCUGAAAGGAUCCGCUUCUUCAACGACGUUGCGCAGUUGAUUGGCGAUGAAAGAGCUCAAACUGCUCGGGCUCUGUGGAAUCGCCCACUUAAAACAGUAUAUAUCAGCGACUGCGGGGAGCUGAAAGUGACCAAACAAUCUCUUUCCCCCCCAAGCUUGCCAUGACAUACUGCACAUCCGCAAUUUUGUGUUUCUUUACUCGGAUCCUCUUCCUAUAUAUAUCCUCCCUGUAUAUAUUCCUUCUAUUUCUAACUGAUACCUGUCUUCUCUUGCUGAGAAAAUGAUUGUAUUAAUAUAUUUCUCGAUUCUUCGUUCUGGAACUGUGAUGCUAAUGAGUAUGAUGUUAAACUGUA